UUCGCGAUUCGCCUACUUUUUGCCGCCCAGAAGCAGCCAGCCAUCGCGAGCGCCGUUAUCUUUAUUUCGUGUUUGCAGAUUGCAGUUCUCUUGGUGGACCCGGCGCCGGCCGUUGACAGAUUUCGCAGUGUACGAUUGCACUGUCCCAAAGAAUCUUAGUAGGCCAACAAAGUGAUCCCCAUCAGUCAGUGCAGUCGGAGAUCCAUGGAAGACGAAAAGUGCAAAUCGGAGUCAAUCCCAUUGACGACCAUCGAUGCAGGAGAUAAACAAACCAAGGUGCUUAUCGGGCAUAGUUAUGAUGACGCGCUGAAGGAGGCCGGUUUCGGUCGGGCGCAGAUAUGGAUGACCGUGUUGUGUGGAUUUUCGGUGAUGGCCUCCGCAAACGAGUCCAUGGGCAUGGGAAUCAUCCUGCCGGCCAGUCAGUGCGAUCUGGAGCUGGAUAUGUCGCGGAAGGGGAUCAUUAGUGGUGCGGUGUUCAUGGGGAUCAUGGUGUCUACGUACUACUGGGGGUACCAGACGGAUAUCCGAGGGCGGAAGGCGGUUCUCAAAGUUACGCUGCUUGCAGCGGCGGGCUGUUCGUUUGUCGCUACGUUUGUUAACCAGUUUGAGUUGUUGGUGGUGCUACGGUUCUUGAUUGGAUUGUUCAUUUCGGCACCUUCUUCGGCGGCGAUUGUUUACUUGGGGGAGUUUUGUCCAGCGAACAGGCGAGGACAGAUGAUUGGAUACGCGUGUGCCAUUGGAGGACUUGGCUUCGGUUACGUUGCGGUGUUCGGAUGGUGGAUUCUUUCGUACGAAUGGACGAUUGUGGUGACUGAAUCGUUCACGAUACGACCUUGGAGGUUGCUCUUCCUAGUGAACACCCUGCCAGGAUUCAUAUCUGGCUUGGUAUUUUGCUUGUACCCGGAAACACCGAAGUUCCUACUCAGUCAGGGUAAACCGGAAGAGGCGUUGAAUGCCCUUCGAUGGGUUCACAAGCAGAACAAAGGUUUCCGAGAGCGAUUCGGGGUGCAGAAGCUUCAGUAUGAUGUCAAGCAGCAAGAAGCGGUUGAAAAUGAACCUGAAGAAAAGACCAGUAUUCUUAAGAAGCUCUGGACACAAAUUUCGCCGUUGACGCGGUUGCCACAUUCCAUUUACCUGAUAGCCUGCAGCAUUCAAACCGCAACUGCGUACAUAACAUACGGCGGCCUCGGAGUCUGGUUCCCUCAGAUAAUGAACAUUGUGUUCAAAUCGGAAGUCACAACCGGAACUCCGAUUUGCUCGAUUAUUCAAAUUCAACCGUCAGUCAAUGCUAGUUCAGUCAACAUCACUAGUCCGAUUGAAGUCGCAGCCGCGGAGUGCAAUGACGCACUGCCUCAGGAAGUCUUCGUCUACACGCUCGUUUCCGGGCUGAUGUGCGGGGGCUACAUGCUCCUCAGCUCCAUCAUCCUCAGCCAACUCACGGAGAAAACGAUGAUCUACGUCAACAUGAUCACAGCAGGCUGUGCUGGCAUCGGCUUGCAGUACAUCACCCAUUCCUACGUGGUGGCAGCACUGUUCUGCGUGCAGAUCGUUGCCGCCUCCUUGUGCAUCGUUCUAGUUCGCUCGAUCCAAGUAGCCGCCUUCCCCACGCAAGUCCGAGCAACGGCCAUCUCACUGACCAAUCUAGCAGGCCGCAUUGGGCUAAUCAUCUCCAACGUCGUCACCGGCCUACUGAUCGUUCAGCAGUGCACCUUUACUCUGUACACCAUAGCGACCCUGCUGUUUGUGAGCGCAGGGUUGAACGCACUACUUCCCUGACGAAUGCCUGACGCGCCUAAACACCAUAAUCUCACCAACCCACCAGCAAAAGGAAAGCGAAAAUGAUGCACAUUUGAAACCCCCGAUUCAGAGAAAAAGGUAUCAAUUGGAUUCACUUUCAUCCGCAAUGCGCGAACCUCUCCGGAACAACCGUGAAAUAUGAACGUUUUGACUAGUCCCGAGAAGAAAGGGAGAAAUCCACCCAUCACCAAGACGGCCGCCGCUCAACAAACCAAACACCGGGAAUCGAAUUGUCUGUUUACACGCUGUUUAGUCUAUUUAGAUUUCGCUUUUUCGAAUCCGGCUUCCUCCUGAUUGAUUGGAUGAUUUUCCAAAUAUGAACUGAAACGAGAGCAGUCUGGAAUUAAUUUCCGAUACGCUACGCUCGAUCGGAGCUCGUGCGAAAAGGGAGAACUUUAAAAUUCCGGGGGCGUUUUUCUAGGUUAGGAGGAUGAUCCGAAUCCGAACAGUCAGUGUUGAUUGAAAUAAAACGGUAGUUGGAGUA
Messenger RNA from Aedes albopictus (Asian tiger mosquito), 2281 nucleotides. Its product is annotated as synaptic vesicle glycoprotein 2C. Gene Ontology annotation, biological process: transmembrane transport. Gene Ontology annotation, cellular component: membrane. Gene Ontology annotation, molecular function: transmembrane transporter activity. NCBI's taxonomy places the organism in Eukaryota, Metazoa, Arthropoda, Insecta, Diptera, Culicidae. The coding region runs from base 205 to 1776 and encodes 523 amino acids. The record is from RefSeq and is a predicted model, not a curated record. The transcript is spliced from 3 exons.